This is a messenger RNA of Setaria italica (foxtail millet), 778 nucleotides long. Its product is annotated as histone H3.3. The transcript is spliced from 5 exons. Gene Ontology annotation, molecular function: DNA binding; protein heterodimerization activity; structural constituent of chromatin. Gene Ontology annotation, cellular component: nucleosome. The record is from RefSeq and is a predicted model, not a curated record. NCBI's taxonomy places the organism in Eukaryota, Viridiplantae, Streptophyta, Magnoliopsida, Poales, Poaceae. Bases 132 to 551 code for a protein of 139 amino acids.
ACCGACCUAAAUCCGCUGUGCCCUCUCGCGUAGGCGCCUAUAAAUAGCGCCCCUCCCUACGGCCAAAUUGCACCACGGCAGACCAACGAGGCAUCAAAGUGAAGGUUACACACACGAUCUGUGAAAGCGAGAUGGCUCGCACUAAGACGACAGCUCGGAAUUCAACUGGAGGAAAAGCCCCUAGGAAGCAACUAGUUGCAAGGAUGUUUGCUGCUGCCCGUAAGACAGCACCGGUAACCGGAGGGGUCAAGAAGCCUCGCCGUUACCGCCCUGGUACCGUAGCUCUUCGUGAAAUUCGCAAGUACCAAAAGGGCACUGAGCUGCUCAUUAGGAAGAUGCCCUUCCAGAGGCUGGUGAGGGAGAUUGCCCAGCUUCACAAAAGUGAUUUGCGUUUCCAGAGUCAUGCAGUGCUUGCUUUGCAAGAGGCGGCAGAAGCAUAUCUUGUGGGUCUCUUUGAGGACACCAACCUAUGUGCCAUCCAUGCCAAGCGCGUGACGAUCAUGCCGAAAGAUGUCCAUCUGGCUACAAGGAUCCGUGGUGAAAGACCAUGACUGUAUUGAGAAGGGAGCUAUACCGGCCACAACCUGCUGCAUAAUUUCCAAACUGCUGCCUUUAUGUCAAGAACUGUUACCUUAUUAGUUUGUGCGAAACAUUACAACUAUCUGUCAAAUAAUUAGUUAAUGUUGGUGGAAGGUACCUUCCUAGGUUUUCUUUUGCUGAAUCUGUCAAAUAAUUAAGUUCUACAUGACUGCAAUGAUAUCAAUUACGAUUUUCUGAU